This is a messenger RNA of Centruroides sculpturatus (bark scorpion), 1098 nucleotides long. RefSeq lists its product as uncharacterized. The transcript is spliced from 2 exons. Lineage: Eukaryota; Metazoa; Arthropoda; Arachnida; Scorpiones; Buthidae. The record is from RefSeq and is a predicted model, not a curated record. The coding region runs from base 206 to 997 and encodes 263 amino acids.
AUUGAUAAUGAACUGGAUUGAUUAAUAUUCUUCAAAUCUCAAUUAAGUUUUGUGUACUCAUUCAACAGAUAUCAAUUAGCGAUUAUUAAUUUAAAACACCGCUAUUUCACGCGUUUACAUAUUUAUAAUUCGUGUUAGUCCCAGUACAUAAUUCUGUUUAGCAGGACUAGAUACAGCCGCUACUGCCCCGAACUACUUUUCAAUUAUGAAGCCUCAGAAGGAAUCUAGAACUUGUCCUACUUGUCUGUUGAAACCAGUCUUGAUGGCAAUUCUAGUGUUCGGAGUGAAAUUCGUCAAUCCUUGCCAAUGUUCCUGUUGGGAGGAAAUCUUAAAAUUCGAAAAAUAUUAUAAUAUUUACUACAAUAUUGUGGAAGUAUCGAUAUGGAUCGGGGUUUCGGUGGUCCUAUCCAUGUUUACUAGAAUCGAAUUGAUUUGCAGCGAGAUAUUCGCACUGUUCGGUGACGGCAUUAUGCAAAUAAAAUUUGUUUAUCUUUUCGUAGCAUUGUGCAUGGCUCUGCAAAACACCAUAUUGAAACGGGCACAAAUAUCCUUCGUUCAGAAGAGAAGCAGUUAUGCCGGAGAAGAAAAAUUAUCAAAAAAAAUCGAAAAAGUCUGCUUGUUGAUGCUCUCCAUCAUAUUCUUUAUAUCGGUAUCGUUCUCCUUUACCAUAUCUGUCGUCACCUAUCCCGUGUUGAAGAAAGAAGGCUGUCACGAUAUAGUAGCGAUUGUAUGUUGUUUUUUUAUGCAACUAAUUACGAUCUUUGCUUUAGGACAGACAAUGUCGGUAAAAGUAGCAGAAAUCUUGAUAUAUCAGAUCAUCAACCGAAGAUACGAGAAGUUGUCCGAGGAAUUACAAGAAAUGAAUCCUCGAUCGACGUCUAGAAAUGAAAUUGAAAGAUUCAUCGAGAAACAAACCGACGUGUGGGAAAUCGUUCGAGAAAUAAACGAAAAACACAAGUAUUUGCACUUAAUUGAAUACGGACUGUAUUUGUAUUAAACGUGUUUUCUAGUGUACGGGACACUCUUUGUCAAGAUGCCAACCAUCCUACAGUUGGCCAUGUGGUUUGUAGUAUUAUCAGUAACGAGUGAAACACUUUU